Molecule: messenger RNA, 1578 nt
Organism: Anopheles nili
Lineage: Eukaryota; Metazoa; Arthropoda; Insecta; Diptera; Culicidae
Gene: wrapper
Product: neuronal growth regulator 1
Exons: 5
Coding region: 1-1545 (514 amino acids)
Biological process (GO): synapse organization; homophilic cell-cell adhesion
Cellular component (GO): axon; neuronal cell body; plasma membrane
Molecular function (GO): axon guidance receptor activity; protein binding
Source: RefSeq, a predicted model, not a curated record
AUGGGAGGCGCUCUGGUGCAGCUGGUGGUGGCGUUCGUUGGAUUACAGGCCACCCUCGGUACCUUCCGGCAGAUUGUGACCGGAAACCCAGCGGCAGGAUCAUUCAUCAGCGUGCCAACCACGGUCAAGCGGUACGAAAACGAUACCGUCCUUCUACCAUGCUAUCACAAUGCACCGUACCGGUACGUGCGCUGGUCCCGGGAUGAUCUGCUCCUGCUGGAUUCACGCUAUCCGGAUCUACAGCCACCACCCCGUAUGCGCCUGUGGCCGAACGGUAGCCUCGAGGUGACGGAUGUACAAACCGAGGACACCGGAGACUACACGUGCGAGAUCAUGACCGACGGCGGGAAGGCCUCACAGCGUCACGCCAUCGAGGUGCAGUAUCAAGCCACGGUUGCGAUCUAUCCCGAGGAUUCGAUCGACAUCCGUGUCGGGCAGAUACUGGAAGUCGCCUGUGUCGUCGGUGGAGUCCCGCAACCGUUUAUCAAGUGGAGCAUGCUGAAUGUGCAUCUCCCGAAUCUCGACAACGAGCCCAAACUGAGCUUGUUGGUUGAGUAUCGCAAUUUCUCCGGUCCGGUCCAGUGUACGGCUACGAAUGGUGUUGGCGAACCUGCCGCCGCCUCGGUGGAAGUCAUUGUGAAUUUUGUGCCGGAAAUCGAUGUUAAGAACCCAACCGUCCAUACGCGCGUCGGAGAGACCGGUAUCCUGGAGUGUCUGGUGACGGCACAUCCGAUCGCAUCCAUCCACUGGUUCCACCAUGGCCUACCGGUGGUGUUUGACCGGCGUAUCGUCAAGCUGGACGCACUGGUUGCUAAACAUCAGUACCACACUGUACAGCGGCACCAGCUGGCGAUCAGGAACCUGCGCGAUUCGGACCUCGGUCAGUACGAGUGUAAGGCAAGUAACAGGAUCGGUUUCACGAGUGCUCAGCUCGAGCUGACCGGCCGGCCAAUGGUGGCGAGCUUCAAACCGGCCGCCGAGAUGUCAUCACCCACGACGCACAACUUCAUCUGGCAGACGGAGAGCUUCUCGACGCUGAUCGAGUACAAGCUCAAGUUCCGCCGGGUACCAUCGGGCAAUGUGACGCCUUUCCGAAGGACACUACCCCAGCUGGCGUGGAAUGAGCUGAUCAUCCCGUCGGACGGUUCGUACGGGCCGUUGUACUCGAUUGGGUACACGUUGAAGGGUUUGCAGCCGACGAGCGUGUACGAGGUGAUCGUUCAGUCACGCAACCGGUACGGGUGGAGUGAUCCAAGUAACAUCCUGCGGUUCGCGACCGGUGGCGAGAUCGAGAUUGAUGCUGGCAGCGAGGACACCUCACCGUCACCGGAUGGGCAAACGACGGAGGCACUCGAGUACAGCGAACCCGAGCUGGGUGAGGUCGGUGAUGGUGGUCUGAUCACGGACAACAUGGUUCCGACCGACUUCUUCGAGUACACCGCAGAAGGUGGCGUCGAUCGUCUGGGAGUUGUGGCAACUUCAACGCUCUGUCUGCUGGUGCUAGCGUUGGUCAUCUGUGGAAUGAACGGAAUAAAUGAUUUGUAGUAAUUAAGCAAACCAGUAAAAAGAAAGGAAAUC